Synchiropus splendidus (mandarinfish) is the source of this 1558-nucleotide messenger RNA. Its product is annotated as 60S ribosomal protein L3-like. The coding region runs from base 144 to 1370 and encodes 408 amino acids. Lineage: Eukaryota; Metazoa; Chordata; Actinopteri; Syngnathiformes; Callionymidae. Gene Ontology annotation, biological process: ribosomal large subunit assembly; translation. The record is from RefSeq and is a predicted model, not a curated record. Gene Ontology annotation, molecular function: structural constituent of ribosome; RNA binding. The transcript has 10 exons. Gene Ontology annotation, cellular component: ribosome; cytosolic large ribosomal subunit.
UCGUUUGAAAGUGAAUACUUCUCCUCAGUCAGGGCCAAACACUAAAUUAGAGCCCUCCGAUCUGAAUCAUCUCAUGACUCUGACUCGAGCACAGGGUCGGACCUCUGUCUUCCUUGGUUUUCGCCUCACCGGUGAGCACAGACAUGUCUCACCGCAAAUUCCAUGCCCCCCGUCAUGGGCACAUGGGGUUCCUGCCCCACAAACGCAGCAAAAAGCACCGUGGUAAAGUCCGUUCCUGGCCCCGGGAUGACCCCAGCAAACCUGUACACCUGACAGCCUUCCUGGGAUACAAAGCCGGGAUGACGCACACCCUUAGGGAGGUGCAUCGCACUGGCCUCAAGCAAUCGAAGCGAGAAGAGGUGGAGGCGGUGAGCAUCAUAGAGACGCCCCCGGUCAUUGUGGUAGGGGUGGUGGGCUACAUCAAAACCGUGCGUGGGCUUCGCUCCUUAAAGACGGUCUUUGCUGAGCAUCUCAGCGACGAGUGCAAGCGCAGAUUUUACAAAAACUGGCACAAGAGCAAGAAGAAGGCCUUCACCAAGUACUGCAAGAAGUGGCAGGAUGAGACGGGGAAGAAGCAGCUGGACAAAGACUUCCACCACAUGAAGAAAUACUGCUCAGUCAUAAGGGUCAUCGUGCACUCGCAGAUGCGGCUUCUGCCCAUCAAGCAGAAGAAGGCGCACAUCAUGGAGAUCCAGCUGAACGGAGGAACUGUGGCCGACAAAGUGGACUGGGCAAAGGAACAUCUGGAGCAGGCGGUGCCCGUCAGCACUGUCUUCACCCAGAAUGAGAUGAUUGACGUCAUCGGCGUCACCAAGGGUCAUGGCUUCAAAGGGGUGACGAGUCGAUGGCACACCAAGAAGCUUCCCAGGAAGACACACAAGGGUCUGCGGAAGGUGGCGUGCAUCGGGGCUUGGCACCCUGCACGGGUCAGCUACACUAUUGCCCGUGCCGGUCAGAAGGGCUACCACCAUCGCACUGAGAUCAACAAGAAGAUCUACAGAAUAGGCAAGGGAGUCCACAUCCAGGAUGGAAAAGUGAUUCGAAAUAACGCCUCCACCAACUAUGACACCACCCAGAAAACCAUCAGCCCCUUGGGAGGUUUCCCACGCUAUGGUGAGGUGAACAACGAUUUCAUCAUGGUGAAGGGAUGCGUGGUCGGCGUGAAGAAGCGCGUCCUCACCCUCAGAAAGUCUUUGAUAGAGCACACGUCACGCAAGUCCCAGGAGGAGAUCGAGUUGAAGUUCAUCGACACCACGUCCAAGUUUGGCCACGGUCGCUUCCAGACUCUCCAGGAGAAGAGAGCCUUCAUGGGGCCGCUGAAGAAGGACAAGAUGAAGAAGCUGACAGAACCUCUGACAGUGGAGGACUGAGGAAAUGACUGGCAAUUAAGAUGCUUCAUUGUUUCAGAAUAAAUCAAUUGCAGAACACUUUUAUUGUUCGUAAAUGGCUUUGCAUAAGAGUGACUCACUCAACCAUACCAGGGGCCAUCUUUUUACACCCAAGUCAGGGGUCAAACAAGUAGGUUAGACAUCAUCCAAUAUGUCACUGAAGGUCAAUG